This is a messenger RNA of Varroa destructor (honeybee mite), 1178 nucleotides long. RefSeq lists its product as uncharacterized. Lineage: Eukaryota; Metazoa; Arthropoda; Arachnida; Mesostigmata; Varroidae. The record is from RefSeq and is a predicted model, not a curated record.
UAUACGUUCCACAAUAUCUUUAGGCGGCUCGUGCACAGAGAAUCAGGAACAACAGAUAAGAUUUUGGCGUGUCCUCGACGAAAAAUGUCUUCUACAACGGAACAGUCAAAUCAAUCGCCAGGCGAAACUCACGCGUUGACCCCUUCCCCACCAAGGGACAGCGGGGGAAGACCCAGUAACGAUGGAUUAGGAUCAAGUGAAGAAGACAGUGACCAUGAAUUCGAGGGUUAUGACUUAAACAGGUGGAUAGUUUUACAUGCAGCUAUACUUAUUCCCGUAAUAAUCACAGUAUGCUUCUUCGUCAUCGAUACUAUCCUGAAACAAGAUCAGAGAAAAUAUAUCGAAGGCACCAUGGAGAAACAUCUCUACAACAUGGUGUGUAUGGCUCCUAGCUUUAGAGAAUCUGCGUUAUGUCUCCGAUUGGGAGAAAUUUUGGGUGGCAGCCCUUCGAAGUCCAUAAUGAUGGACCAUCCGUCGUACAACGUACCAUCUGGCCAUUGAAUCGACAAAUAAGAAAUUUCUCCAUGAUUCAUUCGAAGCACGUCUAUCUCCGAUGUAUGGAAACCUCAUAGCACCACUACAUGAGUCGACUAUGCUUUAAGUAUCGAGUGUCUGCGAUUUUAGGCCGUCAUGAUGUAAGUGUCGAUACAGGCACCGCGGAAAACGCAGCAGCAAAAGACAAACACCGUUAAGUAAACUUCUUGGAAAAAAUUAUAUAAUUAUGAUUUGCCGAUUAUAUGAAUACAAUGGAAUAACGCUGGGAUCUACGCGUUGAGGGCGAGCCGCCGAAACUGCCUGUUUUCUUCAAAGAGCUGGCUGCAAACACAGUAGUAUUUUAUAAGGAUAACGCAAACAUCGAAUAAAAAUUCAAAACCUCUGUUUUCACUAGAAAUAUUUUAUUAAAAUUGUUCAAAAAGUUAACUUUACAAAAAUCGUUGGUAUAAACAUGUGAAAUAAUGUUUGAGUACUUCUUGACGCCGACGACAACUAUCCGUCGUCACGAAUAAUCAUAGGCACUCGAUUACCGCCAGCGCGUCAGCCUAUCAAAAGUGGUAAUUACGAACUUUAUUUUUAUACGCAAAAACAAGCACUUUAGUUGUCUUAGGAUAUUUUGUAUUCCCUUGUUAGUACACAAAUUUGACACUGCUUGUCAGAUUUUUAACACUCUUUUGAGUAUA